Cotesia congregata is the source of this 2433-nucleotide messenger RNA. The record is from the annotation of a GenBank genome assembly. NCBI's taxonomy places the organism in Eukaryota, Metazoa, Arthropoda, Insecta, Hymenoptera, Braconidae.
AUGUUAGUAAAGGAAGAGCCGCAGUGGAAUUACUCAGAUUCUAAUUUUUCGAUGUUUCCAGAACUCGAAGCGCUGGAUAACGAGUACCCAUUGCCAGCGGACGAUUUUUUACAAGCAUUGAGUUCUGACCUUGAGAUUCCACUACUUUUAAAUGGCGAAGGAUCGCCUGGUCGCGAUGAAAAAUUGGACAUCAAUAAUGUACCUAACAAUAUAAAACGCGAGCCAGAAAAUCCGCAUUUUCCUCCAUCACCAAGUCCCAGUCACUCGGAAUCAAGUAACGGCGGCUCUGAAUGGCAACAAGACAAUCAAUACAGCGUAGCAGCAUCAGAAAAAUUUAGUUUAGACACACCACCGAUAUCACCUCCAGAAACAGAUUCUCCGCCAGUGUCACCGCAACCAGAACCACAACAGCCAUCAGCUAAAUUGCCAGUACUUCAUCCGGUGAAAUUAAUUCCGUUGAAUGCCCAGGACGUUAAUUUGACCCAAAAUCGAGCUAAAUUUGUUCUCUCUAAAGGCAAUGCAGCAAAACGAGUGUGCAUUCAAACGAUAAAGCAAUCAACGCCUUCAUUUUCUUCCUCAACAUCAUCUUCAUCAUCAUCAUCCUCAUCAUCAUCUUCAUCGUCAUCGUCGUCAGUAUUAUCAAACGGCAAUGGCGAGCCGCGAAAAAUGAUAGUGCUUAGCGCUCAAGAUUUUGCGGCAUUAACUAAAAAUGUUUCUCAAAAUCAAUCACUAAGACCACCAUUAAAAAUUCAAACUCUGAAACGUAAACAAGAUAGCAACAUGAACAGCUUUAAUUUACAACCAACCGGUGAUUUGAAGCAAACAAUUGAAUUACCGCAAACAAACCACAUUAAAAUACUUAAUCCGAUACCAAACAUACCGGUUGUUAAAUCAGAACUGGUAAUAAAUGCUCCACUCGACCAUGAAGAUGUUAAAACAACAACACCGGCGUUAUCGGCUCAGCCAUGCACGCCGAUCGUUAUUAACCACGCUGCUCCAGCGAAUAGUCCGGCAAUAGCUCCGAUUUUGAUAAAAACUGAAAUGUCGGAUAUUAAUCACUUGACAGCGCGCCAAGAGUCAGAGUUAAAAGCGUUCAAGCGUCAGCAGAGGAUGAUUAAAAAUCGUGAAUCUGCUUGCUUGUCUCGCAAAAAGAAGAAAGAGUAUGUGACGUCUCUGGAGAGACAAAUUUCGGAUUUGAGAGACGAAAAUAAACAAUUAAGGAUGGAAAACUCAUUAUUGAGACAUCAAUUGAAAUUAAAUGAUGACAAUCAAUCGUUAUUUAGUUCAGAUAAAUUAAGCAGUUUAAAACAUGGAGUUAGUAAGAAAAAUACUGCGAUACUUUUAGCUGUUUGUUUAGUCUUGUCUAUAAACUUACCGGGGUUCAAUGGAAUAUUUUCCUCUGGCAAAAAUCAAUUAGACGUUUUAUCUAAUUCUAAUUCACCAGCUGUCGUACCAAAUGUCAGGCACGGCAGGUCUUUGUUGUGGUCCACUAAUAUAAAUAAUAAUAAUAUUAAUAAUGAUGAUGAUAAUAGUAUAGAAGAGGCUAAUACAACCUCGUCGCAUUUACCUAUGUGUCCAAUGCAUCCGAUGAUAAAUCAGACGGAAUCUAAGCGGCUUGAUUUUGAAUUAAGACGAUGGAUUGGAGAAGAUCGUGGUCAUGAAAAUUGGACCGAGUUGAAUGAUAAGCAGAAAAAAAUAAAAGCCAAGUCAGUCGGUGAAUUGUUAUUACCAAAAAUAAUAAAAAAUCUUGGCUCUGAUAAACUGAGAUCACUGUCAGCUAAAGAUGAAGAUUUAAAGUCGGGUGAUAAAGAAAUAACACCGGCGAAUAACAACGCGCUAAAAAUAUUCUCGCUGUUUGACGCAAUGGAAAAACGAGAUACGUUUUAUGUUAUUUGGUUCAGUGGUGAGCAUCUGUUGCUCUCGGCAAUGAGUCAAAAUAGCACAAAGAGACCACGUAUGUCCCUGAUAUUCCCCACAGAUUCGGUCAAUAGCUCUUUGGCUCCACCGCCGCCUAAUCACGUUACCAUGCGGCGUAUCGACUGCGAAGUCACUGAUACGCAAUUAGUACACUUGCCCGAGUCUAUUGUCGUCCAGUAUUUGAAGGAUAAUCGCAAAGCUCAGCCCAAGACUCGCAGCAAUCCAAGACCAUCCGGUAAUUUUAAUUUAACUAAAAAUUAUACUGCCAGUGAGUAUGAAAGCAAAGGUAAUAAUCAGUCUUAUGCUAUUAAAAAAGAACAGGGAUUCCCUAAUGAUACUCCGUAUUUAGUUAAAGAUAAAUUUAAUGACUUUUCGGUUAAUAAUCCCAAAAAUUUUGACUACGUACCAAAAAAUGUCGACUAUCCGGCUGAUGUUCCUUCUUAUGUUAAUAAUUUUAACAGAGAGUAUGUUAGGAGUGAUAAACAAUUACGGAAAAGACGAGGCUUGAAUCUCUAA